CUGGCGCCUGCUGGGGAAUCAAAAUAGGAAGCAGAGCAAAGCUUUGGUGUUUUGCAGCGGUCGGGGCAGGACUCUCACUAGAAUCUGUGGCAUGCCUCUGGGUUCCGCCGGCGCGGAGGACGCCUGAGGAUGGGCCCUUCUUAGCCCCCGCGGCCGCGAGCGUUAGUGCGCCCCGCUUCCCCGCACCGGCGAGCAGGGUGGAGCCGCGGCGCUCGGCCCGGCGGCUGCGGGAUCUCGUCUCGCUCUUCCGCUUGCAGGUGCGCCCGGGAAAGGCGGGACGUGCAGGAGGGGGGCGCCCGCCAUGCCCGGCCCGCAGCUCCCCGUCGCGGCCUCCAGCCCGCCGCCCCCGCGAAACGGCCGCCCGCAACCCCUGUGAGGAGGAAGAAGAGGCGGCGGCGGCGAAGGCGCCGCCCCCUUGGCGAGCUUCGCGACCUGGCGGCCUCCGCAGGACCCAUGGCGGAUUCCUCGCCCGCGCUGUCUCUGCGGGAAGGCGGCCCCCGGGCGGCCCGGCCCUCGGCCCCUUCGCCGCCGCCGCGCUCGCGCUCGGGCUCCGAGUCCGAGGAGGCCGAGCUGUCGCUGAGCCUGGCCCGCACCAAGACCCGUUCGUACGGCAGCACGGCCAGCGUGCGGGCGCCGCUGGGCGCCGGCGUCAUCGAGCGCCAUGUGGAGCACCGGGUCCGCGCCGGCGAUACGCUGCAGGGCAUCGCGCUCAAGUACGGAGUCACGAUGGAGCAGAUUAAAAGGGCAAAUAAACUGUUUACCAAUGAUUGUAUAUUUCUGAAGAAAACUUUGAACAUCCCAGUUACAUCAGAGAAACCUUUGUUGUUUAAUGGACUUAACUCAAUAGAUUCUCCAGAAAAUGAAACUGUUGGUAGCAGUUUUUCUCACGAAGAAGAGCCGGUAGCAGCGGGGGAAGACCUUUCUCCUCCCAGUCCUCAAGAAUCUGAUGUUCAGCCUGUACAGCCUGAAGAAGUGUCAGCUAGAGAUUUCCUGCAGAGACUAGACAUGCAGAUUAAGAUGUCAACGCAGGCAGCCAAGAAACUAAAAGAAGAGAGCAGAGAUGAAGAAAGCCCCUAUGCAACUUCACUCUAUCACAGUUAGAUGAUUGGGGUGAUAAUCUAACCUGGAUUAAGAGAUCGUUGGAUCAUAAAGAAACCAACAACCGAAG
Molecule: messenger RNA, 1168 nt
Organism: Ailuropoda melanoleuca (giant panda)
Lineage: Eukaryota; Metazoa; Chordata; Mammalia; Carnivora; Ursidae
Gene: LYSMD2
Product: LysM domain containing 2
Source: RefSeq, a predicted model, not a curated record